AUGUACGAUAGCCUGACAGGAGGCUUCAGCGGCAGCGCCGCCCAGAACAGCGCCGGGGGCGCGGCGGGCGGGAGCGGCGGGGGGGCCGGUGGCGGCGGCGGGGGGCCGGCGGGCGGCAGCGGAGGCGGCGGAACUUCCUCGGGCAGAGGCAGCGGGGGCGCCGGCAGAUCAUCGUCGAGGUCGGGGAGUGCGCGAAACCAGCUGGUGACCUCGGUGACCUCUAGGGACGUCCGGGAGAAGUAUGAGAUCGAGAGGUCGCAGCUGGGGCACGGACACUAUGGGGUGGUGCGGAGAUGCUGGGACAAGUCUACCCGCGAGGGGCGCCUGCUGGCGUGA
Molecule: messenger RNA, 336 nt
Organism: Ectocarpus sp. CCAP 1310/34
Lineage: Eukaryota; Phaeophyceae; Ectocarpales; Ectocarpaceae
Source: the annotation of a GenBank genome assembly